AUGUCACCCAGGGCUUUCGAAUUGAUCGCUGCUCACAGCCAUGUUGACGAUGUGGUUGCUUCUGCAGCGAAGCAAUGUGGUGUGGAUAGCAGCCAAGUGCAAGAUAUAUAUCCCUGUACUCCCCUCCAGAAGGAGAUGUUCUUGCAUUCGCUAUCGGGCAGGAAAUCCCAGCUGGCCCGGGAGGUGGUUGAGCUCGCUGAGGAUGUGGAUGUCCCUCGUUUGCAACAGGCAUGGAAGCAUGUCUACCAGGGGCUUCCCAUCCUGCGCACGCGGUUUGUUCGUACUGAGUCGGGAGAGCUUGUGCAGGUUGUCGUCCGAGAGGACCUGGUCUGGCAGUCACAAACAGACCAUUCAACGGCCGAUGCACAGCAUCUGCCUGCCCUAGGAAAGCGCCUGGCUCACUGGGCGCUGAUUCCAGAGGGCAAGUCCUCGCCCAACGGCCAUUUGAUUGUGACCAUACACCACGCUCUGUUCGACACCAUCACGCUAGGCCACAUCUUCGGCGCCGUCUUCACGGUAUACCAAGGCAUCCAGCUGCCCGUGCAGCCCGUUUCCUUCGCAUCCUUCCUAGCCCGCGUGGCUGAGAACCAGACCCAGAGACAAGACUCCCAUGAAUUCUGGCGCUCCUACCUCUCCAACUGCACAGCGUCCGCGUUUCCUGCCCUGCCGUCCCCGGACUACCACCCAAGCGCCAAUAACGGUUGCCAGCGCCACAUCCCGCUCCUCACGUCCACCGAACCGGCGUUGCAGCGACAUGGACUUACGCUGUCGACACUCGUCCGCGGCGCAUGGGCAAUCAUGCUGUCGAAACACACGAACUCCGCUGAGGACGUGCUCUUCGCCUCCCUCGUAUCCGGUCGGAACGUCACCCUCCCCGGCAUUGACCACUUAGCCGCACCCACCCAAGCAUACGUGCCAAUCCGCAUCUCAAUUCCACCGAACGAACCUGCCUCCAGCUUCCUAUCUCGCAUGCAAACACAAGCAACAGCCAUGACCUCCUUCGAGCACGACGGUAUCGACUAUAUCCGCAGUAUCGACGAACACGUCCGUGACACGUGCAGCAAAAUUGGCCACUUACUCGUGGUCCAGCCGCUGCCGGCUGAGGCCUCGCCGGCUGAGUUCCCUGGGCGCAUUGUCUCGGGGCCAAGGGUGAAUGUGGCGGCGAUGGGGGAGUUCACUUGGCAUGGGCUGAUGGUGCAGUGUAUUAUUCUUCCCGGCGGUGUUUUGGUAAGGGCUUGUUUUGAUGAUGGUGUUUUGUCGCCGGGGGGUAUGGAGGGUGUUAUUGACGAGUUUGGGCGGGCAUUGGGGGAGUUGGUGGAGGGGUUGGAUGUGUAG
Molecule: messenger RNA, 1335 nt
Organism: Aspergillus ruber CBS 135680
Lineage: Eukaryota; Fungi; Ascomycota; Eurotiomycetes; Eurotiales; Aspergillaceae
Product: CoA-dependent acyltransferase
Exons: 1
Coding region: 1-1335 (444 amino acids)
Biological process (GO): secondary metabolite biosynthetic process; amino acid activation for nonribosomal peptide biosynthetic process
Cellular component (GO): cytoplasm
Molecular function (GO): phosphopantetheine binding; catalytic activity
Source: RefSeq, a predicted model, not a curated record